Hyposmocoma kahamanoa is the source of this 2876-nucleotide messenger RNA. Its product is annotated as venom dipeptidyl peptidase 4-like. Gene Ontology annotation, biological process: proteolysis. The record is from RefSeq and is a predicted model, not a curated record. Gene Ontology annotation, molecular function: dipeptidyl-peptidase activity; serine-type peptidase activity. Lineage: Eukaryota; Metazoa; Arthropoda; Insecta; Lepidoptera; Cosmopterigidae. The transcript is spliced from 14 exons. Bases 106 to 2364 code for a protein of 752 amino acids.
CGAGUUGAGGCCCGGCGAGUUGUAUCACGCGUCUGAUUGGACCACUUAAAUUUCAUUUAGGAUUGAGAAGGACAGGACUUGGCAACUUGCCAGUAGCCCACUAACAUGUCGUAUAUUAAAACAAUGAAGAUUCACAAUGCCAUACUGGUGCUAGUGCUUCUCGGGUAUCACACGGAGUCAUCACCUCAAAACCUGAAAACGUUCACUCUCGAAGAGCUGAUUCCGUUGAAGCCAGACUUUUACCCUGAAAGAAUCUCUGUAGACUGGACAUCAGAUACUGAGUAUAUUACAUUCGAUCCUGCCGGAGGAAUAAAAAAGUUUGAUGCCAGCAUCAACAAAUUUAUCACUUUGUUAGAUACUGAUGAGUUGAUAGGAAAUAACUCUAUUACGUUCAACUUAAGCGGCCAUGCUUUCGUUUCAUUUUCUAAGGAUUCAAAAUACUUGUUAAUGUCAUCACAGAGCAAAAAAGUAUACCGGCACUCAAGUCUCGCGAAAUAUUCAUUGUACAACCUUGAAAAAAAAAUACUGACGGAGUUAGGCAAAGGAUAUCUUCAAACAGCCAUUUGGGGCGGAGAUCACUCUAUAGCAUACGUACAAGAUAACAAUGUGUACUAUGUCGCGGACUCGGCUCGUCCUGAUGACGUCACCAUUUUGACAAACGAGGGAGUAGUUGGACAAGUUUACUUCGGUGUCACGGACUGGAUUUAUGAAGAGGAGAUAUUCAAUGCAGCAGAAGCAGUUUGGUUUUCACCUAACGGCACUUACUUGGCUGUGGCAUCUUUCAACGACACUUUGGUGGAGUCAGUGGUCUAUCCAAUUUAUGGGAACCCAGCUGAUGUUAACUUUCAAUAUUCACAGGAAGUCCGGUUUAAGUACCCCAAGGCAGGUCGCGUAAAUCCAGUAGUAGGACUCCGUGUGUUCAAAGUGAACAAUCCCGAAACGGAUGCUUGGAACAUUCCAGCUCCAGUGGACGUAGUCGGCUUGGAUCACAUCCUUGGUAGAGUCAACUGGGCCUCAGAUCAUAAUCUCCUCGUUCUAUGGUUAAAUAGAAGACAGAACCUAAGCGUUUUAGUGAAUUGUGAACUACAAAUUGACAAAUGCAAUAUUGUCAGACAGCGCGUGGAACCAAACGGCUGGAUCGACUUAAACACGCCAUACUUCGACAGUACUGGUACCAAAAUGAUAGAGAUUGAACCUCAAGAGUUAGAAGAGCGGAAGUUUUUACAUGCGACGCGCUUUGAUUUAGCCUCGUAUACUUUAGAAAAUUUAACCCCUACUAACGCGACUGUCACAGAUAUUCUGGGUUGGAAUGAUGCAACCAAAACUCUCUAUUAUAUUGUUUCACCUUCGGGAACACCGUGGCAAAGGCAGCUAUGGUCGACUUCAGGAAGCGUUGUUCGUUGUAUAUCGUGCCGGGAGUCUUCCUGUCAUCAUACUUCUGGCAUGUUUUCAACAGGCUCCUCAUAUGGUGUCCUUUCUUGCUCGUCUACUAAUACCGCUCCUAAAACAUUUUUGUAUAAUUCACAGGUUGAUACAUUGACAUUGAUCAAAGACAGUACGAAAUUGUCAGAGAAAUUAAGUCAAUACAAAAUGCCGAUGACUUUGUUCAACAUAAUACCUUUAGGAGAUAAUGUUUACGCCCACGUCAAAUUAUUGUUACCACCUGAGAUGGUUCAAGGACAGAAAUAUCCAUUGGUCGUGAGGGUGUAUGCUGGGCCGGGCACGGUUAGGGUUAAAGACAAUUUUGAUUUAGAAUAUUACAACUUAUACUUGGCCGGCAAUCGUAGUUUCAUAGUCGGGUCCGUCGACGUGCGAGGGUCAGGCGCGAUGGGCGUAGAGGCCAUGUUUGCUGUCAAGGACGCCCUUGGCACUGUUGAGGUUACGGACUCAAUUGCUGCUAUCAGGCGUUUAUUGGAGACGUACCCAUUUAUCGACCCUUCAAAAGUCGGAGUUUGGGGGUGGAGUUAUGGAGGGUAUGCUACCACCAUGAUGUUGAUCCAGGAUGACCUGAAGACCAUCACUUGUGGCGCUGCUGUAGCUCCAGUCACUUCCUGGCUUUAUUAUGAUACAAUCUACACUGAGCGCUACAUGGAUCUUCCGCAAGCUAAUCCUGUUGGCUACCAGCGUUCGGAUUUAUUGGCAUUGGCGCCGAAGCUGCGUGGUCGCAAGUACCUGCUGGUGCACGGGACGGGAGACGACAACGUACAUUAUCAACACAGUCUGCAGCUCGCAAAAGUGCUGCAGCAUGCUGACAUUCCUUUUGAACAAAUGAGCUACACUGAUGAGACUCAUUCACUACUCGGUGUCAGUCGACAUUUUUACCAUACACUGGAUCACUUCUGGACUGAGUGCUUCAGCUCGUAGCGAAAUUCAGAGAAAGACUUAAACUCCUGUUUCCUGCCGAAGAAGUCCUUAGAUAAAAUAAGAAUAAAAUCGACGAUCGACUUCUGAUCUCUUAAGACGCCUCAUUGCGCAACAUAAGCAUAAUAAGUAAAGUUAUAUCUAUAGUAAAAUUAUAACCAUAUUUGAACUAUUUCUUUCAAGUGAUAACUUUUCGAAGAAACACUAACCCUGUUGAAUGUUAUCUGAAAACUACUCAAUUUUUUAUCGUUAUAGUUCAAUAACAUAAAUUGACCUCCGAGAUUUCGAUUUUAUUGAAGACAAAGUCUUCAAUAAAAUCGAAAAGUCGUAAGUUCUUUGUACUUGGACCUAUAUUACAUUACUUAGGCACCUGAUUGAAGAUCUUUAGAAGCUUUCCUUUCUAGUGCUACUUAACUAAUUACUUACUUAACUAAACAGUCAACCGUGACCAUGGGACCUGUAAAGGACCCGAAACGUCGGUUUGUUUGAAAAAAACAAAUAUACGCGAUUUAAAU